Molecule: messenger RNA, 2053 nt
Organism: Spea bombifrons (plains spadefoot toad)
Lineage: Eukaryota; Metazoa; Chordata; Amphibia; Anura; Pelobatidae
Gene: PARD6B
Product: par-6 family cell polarity regulator beta
Exons: 3
Coding region: 293-1414 (373 amino acids)
Biological process (GO): establishment or maintenance of cell polarity; regulation of cellular localization; centrosome cycle
Cellular component (GO): cell cortex; apical plasma membrane; nucleus
Molecular function (GO): protein kinase C binding
Source: RefSeq, a predicted model, not a curated record
CAGCGGCCGCGCGGUGCUUGCGCGCGCCUGCGAGGGGGCGGAGCACGGGCUACCUGCGCGCUCUGGGGGUGUCGGUCUAGUUGCAGGUGCACGCGCCGUAAGUGAGAGCGAGGCCGCGAUCACCCCCCUCCCUACAGUCACAGAUACCGUGGGAGGAGGCGGCUAUAGGGGGAGUUCGGGGAGAGGUGACGCAGGCGGACCGGGAGGCAGCUCCGUGUCACUGGGCGACUAGCUAGGGAGACGUGAGGUGUCGAUACACACCGGGAGGGAAAGGAGAACGCAGCGGCAGAAGAUGAACAAGGCUCAUCGGACUGCGGGCAGCAGCAGGGCGCUCGGCACCGUGGAGGUGAAGAGUAAGUUUGGCGCGGAAUUUCGGCGUUUUGCUCUGGAACGAUCAAAGCCCGGCAAGUUCGAAGAAUUCUAUGGAUUACUUCAGCAUGUCCAUAAAAUCCCCAACGUGGAUGUGCUAGUGGGGUACGCGGACAUCCACGGGGACUUGCUGCCCAUAAAUAAUGAUGAGAAUUACCAUAAAGCAAUAACUACCGCGAACCCUUUGCUCAGAAUAUUUCUGCAAAGAAAAGAAGAAGCAGAUUACAGCGCCUUCGGUACGGACACUUUGACCAAGAAGAAGACCGUCCUCGCGACAGUGUUGCGUCCAGAAAACCGGAAGAAGCCCCAUAUAGUGAUUGGAAUGCCCAGCGACUUCAGACCGGUUUCCUCAAUCAUUGACGUCGACAUUCUCCCAGAAACCCACCGCAGAGUCCGACUGUACAAGCAUGGCAUGGAGAAGCCGCUUGGGUUCUACAUCCGCGACGGCUCCAGCGUCCGUGUUACGCCGCAUGGCUUGGAGAAGGUGCCGGGAAUCUUCAUAUCGCGGCUGGUUCCUGGUGGACUGGCGCAGAGCACUGGAUUAUUAGCGGUCAACGACGAGGUUCUCGAGGUCAACGGCAUCGAAGUGUCCGGGAAGAGUCUUGACCAGGUUACGGACAUGAUGGUUGCCAACAGUCACAACCUGAUCAUCACGGUGAGGCCGGCAAACCAGAGGAAUAAUGUGGUGCGAAACAGCAGGAACUCUGGGAGUUCAGGACAGUCCACGGACAGCAGUACCAGUAUGUAUAGUAACGCGGCGCCGCAGCGCAUCAUUCAGAACUACCAUCCUGAAGAAGCAGAAAGCGACGAGGAGGACAUUAUCAUCGAAGGCAACGGUGAACCCCAACAGAUUCCCCGAGCCGCUCCCAGCACGGAGAGCCUGGAAUCCUUAACACAGCUCGAGUCUUACCACGACUCCACGUACAAUGGUUUCAUCCCAUCGAGCAAUUUCAACGUGCACAUGAGCGCCAGCGGAGAGAGCCUAGAACAAAGUAUGCACGAGGGUAAAAUCUUGGAGGAAGACGGCACGGUCAUUACACUCUAAACGCCACGUGCUUACGGUUUCCGGAAGAUGCCAUUUGAAGGUUUUUAAUGGCUAGCUGGUUGCACAUCUUAGGUUAUUUUUUUGCAGUUGAUCUGUGUGACAUUGUAUACAAACUACUUUUUUUUUUUUCUUUUUUUUUUUUUUUUAUCUGUAUAGUUAAUUAUUAUUUUUCCUUUUAUUUCGUUCAAUUCUAUUUUUGUCUAAAUGAAGGAGAAAAAAAAGACCAUAUAUUUAUCUUCACAUUCCAUAGGUUAAUGUAAAUUUGCAUAUGCCACUUUGUAUUAGGAUUCAACCAUCAAAACUACAUAAGUCUGCGGUCUUUCCAGACGCAAUGCAUGUGACGUGCAUUAAGGUUCCGUGUCGCGCCUAUGCCCCCCCCCGAUUCCGCUUUACCUCGCAUAUUAUCCAUGUUCAGUGAUUUAUCUAAUAUAUGUUUGAGACAAUCUCCUUUUCUGUUCUAGUCCUAGAAGGCUUUCUGAUCUCCUCUGAUCUCUCACCAAAAGCAAGGUAGUUGCGGUUUCAGGUCUCUCACUUCGUAAUUCAGAAUGAAGGUCCCUCCAGCAAGAAGAGUCAAGAUUGGCCCUGAAUAAUGUAUAAUUCAAUAGAUGAGACUUUGGAGUGAUUUUUAAACCCCUAAAA